AUGGCGGCGGCCAAGUCCAUCGACCGGCUGGCGGCGCGCCUGGUGGUCCCGGCCGAGCCCACGCCAGCCGGCCCGCUCCGCCUCUCCUGGCUCGACCGGUACCCCACGCAGAUGGCGCUCAUCGAGUCGCUGCACGUGUUCAAGGCGGCCCCCGACCGGCCCGCCACCGCCACCGGCGGCAUUGACGGCGCCGCCGCCGCCAGCCCGGCCAGGACCAUCGAGCGCGCGCUCGCCCGCGCAUUGGUCCACUACUACCCUCUCGCGGGCCGCCUGGUCCUGUCGGAGUCCGGCGCGCAGCAGGCGGUGGACUGCAGCAACGCCGGCGUGUGGUUCACGGAGGCCGAGGCCGCCUGCACGCUCGAGGACGUGGACUACCUGGAGGCCCCGCUGAUGGUCUCCAAGGACGACCUCAUCCCGCCCACCCCCGCCGCCGGCGACGAGGACGAGCGCGCGCUCGUCCUGCUCGUCCAGGUCACCUCCUUCGCCUGCGGGGGAUUCGUCGUGGGCUUCCGCUUCAGCCACGCUGUCGCCGACGGCCCGGGCGCCGCGCAGUUCAUGAACGCGGUCGGGGAGCUGGCACGCGGGGCCGACGCGAUGUCGGUGGAGCCGCAGUGGGGCCGCGACGCGAUCCCGGACCCGGCGUCCGCGCUGGUGGGGCGCCUCCCGACGCCCGACGCCGACAGCAAGCGGCUCGAGUACCUCGCCAUCGACAUCUCCGCCGACUACAUCAACCACUUCAAGGCGCAGUACAGCGCGGCGCACGCGGGCGCCGCGUGGUGCUCCGCGUUCGAGGUGCUCAUCGCUAAGGCGUGGCAGAGCCGCACCCGCGCGGCCUGGUUCGAGCCGGACUCCCCCGUGCACCUCUGCUUCGCCAUGAACGCGCGGCCCAUGCUACACGCCUCGCUCCCGCGUGGCGGCGCCGGGUUCUACGGCAACUGCUACUACAUCAUGCGCGUGUCGGCGCCCGCCGGGAAAGUGGCGGGGUCCUCGGUCACGGAGGUGGUGAAGAUCAUCAAGGACGGGAAGCGGCGGAUGCCCGCGGAGUUCGCGCGGUGGGCGGCGGGCGAGGUGGGCGCCGCCGGCGUCGACCCCUACCAGAUCACGUCCGACUACCGCACGCUGCUGGUGUCCGACUGGACGCGCCUUGGCCUCGCGGAGGUGGACUACGGUUGGGGCCCACCGGCCCAUGUCGUGCCGCUGACGAACCUGGAUUACAUCGCCACGUGUAUCCUGGUGAAGCCGUGGGCCCACAAGCCAGGGGCACGGCUCAUCACGCAGUGCGUCACCCCGGACCGCGUCGCUGCCUUCCACGAGGGCAUGCUCGACACCAGCUGUUGA
This is a messenger RNA of Miscanthus lutarioriparius, 1338 nucleotides long. The record is from the annotation of a GenBank genome assembly. NCBI's taxonomy places the organism in Eukaryota, Viridiplantae, Streptophyta, Magnoliopsida, Poales, Poaceae.